Molecule: messenger RNA, 5253 nt
Organism: Pongo pygmaeus (Bornean orangutan)
Lineage: Eukaryota; Metazoa; Chordata; Mammalia; Primates; Hominidae
Gene: RBFOX1
Product: RNA binding fox-1 homolog 1
Exons: 14
Coding region: 154-1542 (462 amino acids)
Biological process (GO): nervous system development; regulation of alternative mRNA splicing, via spliceosome
Cellular component (GO): nucleus; cytoplasm
Molecular function (GO): mRNA binding
Source: RefSeq, a predicted model, not a curated record
AAGAGAGAGGGGGAGAGAGACAGAGAGAGAGAGAGAGAGAGAGAGAGAGAGAGAGAGACAGCGCGAGCCACCGGUCGUUGACUUAAAUAACCAGCAAAAUUAAAAAAGAAAAAAAAAAAAUUGUAGCGCCCAGGCAGAGAGCAACGUGAUUGCAUGCGAGCGUCCCCACUCGGGCUCGGCGGGCGCCAGAGAGACAUGAUGCAGCAUCCUCUGACGGGGGCCACCUGCGUGGCGCUCCCCAACGUGGGCAUGUGUCCCCAGCUUUCGUGUGCCUUGACUUUUAUGUACUUACAGCAGGGUAAUCAGGAAGCAGCCGCUGCCCCUGACACAAUGGCUCAGCCUUACGCUUCGGCCCAGUUUGCUCCCCCGCAGAACGGUAUCCCCGCGGAAUACACGGCCCCUCAUCCCCACCCCGCGCCAGAGUACACAGGCCAGACCACGGUUCCCGAGCACACGUUAAACCUGUACCCUCCCGCCCAGACGCACUCCGAGCAGAGCCCGGCGGACACGAGCGCCCAGACCGUCUCCGGCACCGCCACACAGACAGAUGACGCAGCACCGACGGAUGGCCAGCCCCAGACACAACCUUCUGAAAACACGGAAAACAAGUCUCAGCCCAAGCGGCUGCAUGUCUCCAAUAUCCCUUUCAGGUUCCGGGAUCCGGACCUCAGACAAAUGUUUGGUCAAUUUGGUAAAAUCUUAGAUGUUGAAAUUAUUUUUAAUGAGCGAGGCUCAAAGGGAUUUGGUUUCGUAACUUUCGAAAAUAGUGCCGAUGCGGACAGGGCGAGGGAGAAAUUACACGGCACCGUGGUAGAGGGCCGUAAAAUCGAGGUAAAUAAUGCCACAGCACGAGUAAUGACAAAUAAAAAGACCGUCAACCCUUAUACAAAUGGCUGGAAAUUGAAUCCAGUUGUGGGUGCAGUCUACAGUCCCGAAUUCUAUGCAGGCACGGUCCUGUUGUGCCAGGCCAACCAGGAGGGAUCUUCCAUGUACAGUGCCCCCAGUUCACUUGUAUAUACUUCUGCAAUGCCAGGCUUCCCGUAUCCAGCAGCCACCGCCGCGGCCGCCUACCGAGGGGCGCACCUGCGAGGCCGCGGUCGCACCGUGUACAACACCUUCAGGGCCGCGGCGCCCCCGCCCCCGAUCCCGGCCUACGGCGGUGUUGUUUACCAGGAUGGAUUUUAUGGUGCAGACAUUUAUGGUGGUUAUGCUGCAUACCGCUACGCCCAGCCUACCCCUGCCACUGCCGCUGCCUACAGUGACAGAAAUCAGUUCGUCUUCGUUGCAGCAGAUGAAAUUUCUUGUAACACCUCUGCAGUUACGGACGAGUUUAUGCUGCCGACCCCUACCACCACGCACUUGCUCCAGCCCCCACCUACGGCGUUGGUGCCAUGCCCCAAGGUUCCAGCCCCAGCACAGACUUCAGAGGAGCUAAGCUGCACACUUCCAGGCCUCUGCUGUCAGGCAGCUGAGAAUCUGACUGCCUCUCCUCCCCUAUUACAAUUCAUGUUUAAAGUCAUAGUCGCCCAGGAAAGAAAAUAGAGAGGGGCACACUUUGUGUGUGUACCUAGUACAUAAGAAAGUAGAAGGAAUCAGCUGGGUUUGGGGGUUGUCUUUUGUUUUGGGGCAGGUCUGGGUUUUUGUUUUGGGAGGGGGUGCGGGGAGGGUAAAAAAUGGGAGGUAAGGGUGGGGUGAACUUGCCUGUACUUGUUCAAACUUCUAUGCACUGAAACUCUUGAGUACAGUAAGACGUGCCCAUCACGUGAGAGCAUAUGCAAUCAUUACAAAGCUUUGGCAUGCAGUUUUCUGCUUGGAUCAAGAAUAUCAGUCCUUAUUCUAAAAAUGAAUCCCCAUAGGCAUUCAUUUGAAUUGCCAAUACCUUUAGAAAAAGAAAAUCGUUAAGUGCCACCUUGUAGCCAUUAAAGCCAUGGCCAGACAGUUCACUGAAGCUCAGUCAUAGAAAAUCAGCCAUGAUUUGGAAACACUGUUUUGCACAAGCUUAAUUACAUCAAGCAAUUCAUCUGUACAACUCCACAACUCCCUUCUCAAGAUCAGAUUCCAUACAGCUUGCAGAGCCAAGUCAAGUAAGAAGUAGAUUGAGAUUUUCAUCCCAAUUCUGCAUUCAACAACUCUGCUUCAACACCUAGUCCACAUGAGGAAUGUGUUGGAGAGUUGAAUUACAUUCAAUAAAUUGUCCAAAUUCAACCUCAAGUGUAGAUUAUUGUGUUAUAAAAAAAUGAGACAAUGAAAAUCCUUCCAUUGUCCAGCUUAUAACAGAGUCCUUUUUAGCUAAGAGGACUGGCUGACAGAAUUUGCUUUUGGAGAGAAUUUCUUUAGGAGGAGCUAUUGGGGAAGGUCAGGAAUGGCCCUAUCUUUAGUUCUCCAAGAAUGACCUGGGAUGGGUAGGGGUGCCUCCAUUUCGGUUGGUUUUGAGUGUCUAUUUUUCACAUUAGUCUUUUUGAUGAUCCACAUGUUGCAAAAGGAAAAUGUAAAAAACACACCCCUCAAAUUGCUUUGUUUCAGAAUGCUUUUGCACCUUUGACUGAUGCCAAGACUAGGAGCCAUGCUGAUGAUGUGGGUCUCGUUCUUUCUUCAUUGCAGGCUAGUAUAUACCGAGGGGGAUACAACCGUUUUGCUCCAUACUAAAUGACAAAACCAUAAAAACCUUCCAAUGUGGGGAGAAAGGAAGCUUUCCGAGGCCUGAGUAUUGCAAUACAUGCAGUAGUACAUCAUUUUAGCAACUCUAAAAAAAAAAAAUACAAAUAAAAAGGAAAAAAAUUACAUUUUUUAUCUUAUACCUCAGAUAUUUUGUUCUGUGUAUUUUAAUAUUGUGGGUCUUUAAUUUCUGAAGGUUCCGUAGUUUGGUUGCUGGCUGUAGGAGUUUUUGUGGUUGAUCUAGACAGAUGCUAGAUAAUGAAUAAAAACUGGUUUAGGGCCAUAUCCAGAGUGCUAUAUUAUGUAAAUGAAUUAUAUAUGCUGAAUAUUAAGCUACUGGGGUUAUCAGCUGUUUGGGAAGAGUGUAAGUGACUACAGUAGUCAUUUUUUUCUGCAUCUGCAUUAUUUUAUUUUGUGGAAGGGGAGGCUGGGAGGGGCUUAGGGGAUUGGAACUGGGGUUUGGCUGAAAGAAAAAAAGAAAAAAAAUGUAACUGAUGAAUCUAAACGACCCACUGCACCAACCAUCAUUUAUCACUGGUUCUAAGUUACUCAUCGCCAGUUCAAGCCAAAGGUUAUGUUGUUAAGGGGGUGCUUCUAGUAGCACUUGUGCAUCUGAGUUGAAUGAAGCUGUGCAAACCCACCCUUUAAACCAUUCCACCCGGCAGUAUUCAGCUUCUUAACCAGUCGCUAUUUAGGAAAAAAAAAAAAAACCCGCUAGUUAGGCCAUCAACAAGCAUUCUUUUUAUAUUUCUUCCAGUAUAAUAAAUUAUUGAUAUCAUUGCUGACUUUUAUAUUAUGGGAGGGAAAAAAAUAACAUUAAUAAAAAGGUGAUAAAAAGCACUGUUUCUAUUUUUUUCUUUUUUUCCAAAAAAAGAAAGUAAUAAAAACUUAAAUUCUUUGUACCAGUUAAAAAAAAAAAUGUAUAAAAUUUACAUCUGUGCAGUGGAGUUGUUAAGUUCUAGAAACAGUCUAUGAAGCUUUAGUUUUAGCCUAGUAGAACAACUGUUAGAGACAGACGUAUAAUUUUUAUGGAAUUACAUGAUAAUCAUAUUCGGAUUUAUAGAAGCAUUUUACAAGUAUUGCAAUCAUUGAGUAGAGAUAAUCAUGGUAUUUUCAUCAGCUUGGUACUUUUUGAAACGUGACUGCGUUGUGUGAACAAUCUGCAAUUUUUCAGUCCGUGAGAUCCUGCCCUUCCACCUCUUUCCUAUACCCAAGGAUUAUCUCAAAAUGAUCUCUUUAGUUCUGUCUCCAAGGCCCAGGACACUUGUCAGAAGGAUGCAAAAAAAGAAAAGAAAAAAGUAGAUCCACCCUCUUCAUCCCAAAAGAACAAUGUCUCCCCACGUUUCUCGGAUGCAGGGCCAGAGUGACACAGCCGAAAAAUUGCAGUUUGUCUGUACUUCUGUUUGAACUUUCCACGUUGUCCUGUUUACAAGUUAACUUAAGUUGGGGUAUCUGUCACGGGUCUUCCUGUUUUUGUAUUUAAAUAAAAACAACAGCAGCAGGCUGUCCCUGAGUAGUUUUGCUGCUAUAGGUUAAGUCCUCAUGUGUACAGUGCAGGCCCUGUGGCACGCACUUCAGUAAGUUAUCAACUCUCACCGCUGUGAACCUGCCAAUCCGCUGUAACAACUCUGCUUUAAAACAAAACCAGACAAAACUUAAAAAAAAAAAAAAUGUGUGAUCCAGCUUUCUCUUGCCAUCCUAUGUGCAUGCCGUAAGAUCAGUUGGAUAUUAAACCAUCAAUAAAGUUUCACAAGAUUUGAAAACAAAGUUUCUGUAGCUUCGAUAUCUAAGACAGAUGAUAGUGAUCUUGAAAAGAGAAAAGGGGGAGGGGGGAGCUGCUUAUCAGCCAAAAGCAUAUAAAGUGUUCUUUUCACCAGACUUCUUUGGGUGGGUGAGGGGAGGGGCAAGGGGGUGUUUUAUAGCAUCACUAAGACAUUCUCAUUCCCCCACCUGGAAAACAGUGUUAUGGCAAUGGGUGCCUGGUUGAUGUUCUUAAAGGAAACGAGUUAUUAAAAUACUAUGGCAUCCUCCAGAGGGAAGAAAGAGUAGGAGCAGGGGGCUAUGGAGAAUAAAUUUCUCCCAAUUGCCUCAGAUUUCAAAAUCCAGAAUUUGUAUUGUGUUUUGAAUCACAAACAUAGAAUUCUUACUGUGUUGGUUAAAGUAAAAUUCAUUUGCGGUUUUGAUUUUCAUCAAUGAGCUGUACUUUCCCCCAUGACUGUACGUAGUUUUAAUAAAAUCAUUUAGAGUAAGUGAGUGCCAACUGAUGUUGCAGAAUCUUUUGUCUAGGCACUCCAAGAUGCCAAUAAGUCAUUUUAAAAUGUAUGUCAGAGAUGUAAACAAACAUUUUGGAUUUUUUUAAACAGUAUUUAUUUGGAAUGUUUUCAUUUAUCUAAAUAACUAUUGCUAUUAUGAAUUAUGGAAAAUAUUAUGUGUGGCAUAUAGUGACUUCUUAACACACACAUCACGCAAUCUGCAAACCCAGAAAAUGUGUAUAUCUGUCUUUAGAAAUUAGUGUUUAUAUCACUUACAGUGGUUUGUGAAUAAAGAAAACUGGUUUGUAAUAUCAAAAAAAUAAAAGCUUAGUCUGAAAAGGUACAA